UAUUGUAAGGAAUGCUGUUUGUUUUGUUUUGAUUGCUUCGCAAAACAUCAAUGCAAAGUUUGAACUCUUCAUAAUUUUGAUAAUCAGCGUAGAUUGUACCUACCUUCAAUAAUGUCCGAAAUAAAGAAAGAAAUCUCAUCGGAAACGAUUUGCCGGCUAUGUCUUCAAGAACGGGACCACUAUCGAUCCAUUUUCCCCAGCGAGAACAUCGCUCUGGACGAUUGGAUCGAGAGUCUUACCACGAUAAAGAUACUGUACGUAUCUAACGCACCGGCAGCGCUAUGCCUUGAGUGUGAGACAAUUCUGAAAAACUACGAGUCAUUUCGAGAGAUGUGCUUCAUCAACGAUCGUUCAUUCCGGGAAAUGUUUCCCCAAACGACGGAACAACCUUCAAUCGAUGAUGAUGAGGAUUUCAAAGAUGGUCGGGAGGUCUAUACCUUUGAAUACAUGGUGAAGGAGGAAAGUGAUCUUCAAAGUGACACCAUUCCUGAAAUCGAGAACAUGUCAGCAGUAGUAAAUGAGAACAAUAUGUCCGAACUUUCGACAGUCGAAGAUUGGACAGAUUCAACUGCCACAUCAAUGGAUCAUUUCCCCUACCAGUGCCACAUCUGUUUGCGUAGAUUCCGUGUUGAGCGUAAUCUGAAGAGGCAUGGUCGAGUCCAUAUGCCGAAAAUGGCAAAAGUUCAGUGCGAAUACUGUGAAAAAUUGUUAACAAAUGAUACAGCACUACGGAUACACAUGCGGAGUCAUACACGAGAGGAGGAACCGUACGGAUGCCAGGAGUGUGGGCAGUCGUUUAGCACUUCGGGUCUGUUGACGCGGCACGUCAGAAUACAUAACAAGAAUCGGAUGAUUGAUUCUGUAGACGCACAGUUGAUAAAAUAAACGAUUAUGAAUAAAUUUUGUUAUGCCGUGUUAUAUGUGUUAUAUGUACUCUGCAUAUUUCAAAAACCUUUAA
Molecule: messenger RNA, 958 nt
Organism: Aedes aegypti (yellow fever mosquito)
Lineage: Eukaryota; Metazoa; Arthropoda; Insecta; Diptera; Culicidae
Product: zinc finger protein 26
Exons: 2
Coding region: 112-885 (257 amino acids)
Biological process (GO): regulation of transcription by RNA polymerase II
Cellular component (GO): nucleus
Molecular function (GO): RNA polymerase II transcription regulatory region sequence-specific DNA binding; zinc ion binding; DNA-binding transcription factor activity, RNA polymerase II-specific
Source: RefSeq, a predicted model, not a curated record